This is a messenger RNA of Rubroshorea leprosula, 409 nucleotides long. Lineage: Eukaryota; Viridiplantae; Streptophyta; Magnoliopsida; Malvales; Dipterocarpaceae. The record is from the annotation of a GenBank genome assembly.
GGAAGGGAGUUACUUAAUGGUACAUCAGUCUUGUGAAUGGUGGCUUCUAACAAGUGCUGGAGAGUGUAUGCAGCCACGCAGGAAUUGCUGGGAGUUACUUCAGUCAGAGUUGAACUUAUAUUAUGUGACAUUCAAGGUCAUCCAUUUGAAGUUUACUCUGUGAGCUCCAACUUCCCAGGAUUGUCAUCUUGGCAUCUUGCUGCCAUUCUUGAAUAUGUAGAGUCUCCUGAGGAUGUGGUUAUGCAAUUUGGAACGAAACCUUAUCAACUUUGAUGCCUUUCCAGCUUCAAUUAUGUUAUCUCUCGGGUUUUGUUUUUAUACAACAGUCUGAAGAUAAACCUCUGUGAUGAAGUUUAUUGUUGUUACCUGAUUUUGCUGCAUCAUUCAAAAACAAACAGGUUUAUCAAGU